CAAAGAGGCUACACUUCAGCUUUUAUAAACUCUAGAGAGAUUAUUUAGCGAACACGACACAACUCCUGCCUUUAUUCAUUAUAUCCUGGCUCUUGACUGUCAAUUCCUCUGUGAAAGCGAUCAGGAAUAGCGGACUUUUAACGUGUUCAUAUGUAAACAGGCCUGAUGGAGGAGACACACCGUCAUGAGAAAAUCAUAGAAAAUAAACACUCACUGAAGAGAAAAGGCAAGAAAUGCGUCACCUGCACUCAGUGUGGAAUAAGUCUGUUUAACAAACGGAGUCUCGGAUAUCACAUGAUGAUCCACACCGGAGAGAAACCAUACAAAUGUUCUCAGUGUGGGAUGAGUUUCAGACACCCAUCAAACCUUGUUAAACACAUGAAGAUCCACACUGGAGAGAAACCACACAAAUGUGAUCAAUGCAGCAAAACAUUUUUGAUGGCUUCAUACCUGAAGAGACACCUUACAGUUCAUACAAAGGAGAGGCCUUAUUCAUGCACUGUGUGUGGAAAGAGUUUCAGACAUCCAGAUGGUUUAAGAGGUCAUCAGAAAAUCCACACCGGUGUGAGAGAGCAUAUUUGCUUGGAGUGUGAGAAGACCUUCAUUACGGCUGUAAAAUUGAAAACGCAUGAGAGAAUUCACACUGGAGAGAAACCUUACACCUGUUCACACUGUGACAAGAGAUUCAGUCUGUUAGGAAGCCUGAAAACGCAUGAGAGAAUUCACACUGGAGAGAAACCUUACACCUGUUCACACUGUGACAAGAGAUUCAGUAUAUUAAGAAGCCUGAAAACACAUGAGAGGAUUCACACUGGAGAGAAACCUUACACCUGUUCACACUGUGACAAGAGAUUCAGUAUAUUAAGAAGCCUGAAAACACAUGAGAGGAUUCACACUGGAGAGAAACCUUACACCUGUUCACACUGUGACAAGAGAUUCAGUAUAUUAGGAAGCCUGAAAACACAUGAGAGGAUUCACACUGGAGAUAAACCUUACAAGUGUUCACACUGUGACAAGAGAUUCAGUAUAUUAGGAAGCCUGAAAACACAUGAGAGGAUUCACACUGGAGAUAAACCUUACAAGUGUUCACACUGUGACAAGAGAUUCAGUAAAUUAGCAAACCUGAAAACACAUGAGAGGACUCACACUGGAGAGAAACCUUACAGGUGUUCACACUGCGACAAGAGAUUCAGUGAUUCAAGGAAUCUGAAAAUACAUGAGAGGAUUCACACUAGAGAGAAACCUUACAGGUGUUCACACUGUGCCAAGAGAUUCAGUAUAUUAGGAGGCCUGAAAACACAUGAGAGGACUCACACUGGAGAGAAACCUUAUACAUGUUCACACUGUAACAAGAGAUUCAGUAUAUUAGGAAACCUGAAAAGACAUGAGAGGACUCACACUGGAGAGAAACCUUACAAGUGUUCACACUGUGAAAAGAGAUUCAGUAAUUCAAGGAAUCUGAAAAAACAUGAGAAGAUUCACACUACAGAGUAACCUUGAAGGUGUAAGUUCGCCAUAGUCAAAAAAAACUGCAUAUCUGCUUUGUUUCUCUUUAGAUAAUCAAUUCAGACACGUGUUGUGAAAUUAGCUCAGUUUUUGAGUAUUAUGAUCAAUAAUAAUGAGUUAUUAUUAAUUAUGAAAUUGUUAAACAGACUCUAAGAUGGGACAACAGGACAGCCAAACUUCCACAUGUGUUACUUUUCUUUCCACUGAGAGUCUAGUUAAGUUUAGUGUGUCGCGAAGCCAGAAGUCCACAUGACUGCAGUCUUUUGUCGUCUUGAACGUGAAUCUCCAGACUUAACUCCAAGCCUCAAGUGAACAACGAAUCAACAACAGGCGAACCCAUGCGGGAACCCAGUUUGGCAGAGGCAGUUCUCCACAUCACAGAAGGAACACAGGUCUGAUGGAGAAGUGUGGAAAGAGUUUGGUAUGCAAAAAGACUCGCAUGAGGAUUCACACUGGAGAAAAAGCAUUCACAUGUACAUGUGUGGGAAGAGUUUCAGACAAUCAUCAAUCCAUUAAUUCAAUUCAUUUUUAUUUCUCUAGAUUGUCAAA
This is a messenger RNA of Danio aesculapii, 2055 nucleotides long. RefSeq names its product gastrula zinc finger protein XlCGF52.1-like. The transcript has 3 exons. The record is from RefSeq and is a predicted model, not a curated record. NCBI's taxonomy places the organism in Eukaryota, Metazoa, Chordata, Actinopteri, Cypriniformes, Danionidae. Gene Ontology annotation, cellular component: nucleus. Bases 166 to 1494 code for a protein of 442 amino acids.